GAUUACUUUGCAUUUGAAAAUUAAUAAUAAUGCAUGGUUUUUUAAAAAUGCUAGUGCCUUCUAGUAUUUUCCUGUCAUUUUCUUUUUAUUGUUUGAUGGCAGUGGGUGCCAUUUCAAUUUAUGAUAUUCAGCCACAACAAAUUCAUCUAUCUUUCUCAGAUAAUGCCAGCGAUCCCAUUGUCACGUGGAGUACAAUGAAUGGUACAAACGAAGCAAGUCUUGUGGAAUAUGGGAUUGUUGAACAUAAUUUAACUCAAACAGCCACUGGAGUUGCUACAGAAUUCAUAGAUGGAGGACUAGCAAAAAGAGUGCAAUUCAUUCACAGAGUGAAGCUUACAGGGUUGUUGCUGAAGCAGAAAUACUUUUAUAGAUGUGGAAGUCGACUUGGUUGGUCUAGCCUGUACAAUUUUCUCACUGUUGACAGCUCGGCAGAUUGGUCUCCAAGACUUGCUGUUUAUGGUGACCUGGGCUCAGAAAAUCCUCAAUCUCUUUCACGACUGCAAAGAGAAGCACAGGAAGGACUGUACGAUGCGGUGUUUCAUGUUGGUGAUUUUGGAUACGAUUUGGAUGAAGAAGACGGUCAGCUUGGUGAUCGUUUCAUGCGCCAAAUUGAACCAGUAGCUGCCUACUUGCCGUACAUGACCUCAGUGGGAAAUCACGAGGAGAAAUACAAUUUCAGCCACUACAAGGCCCGUUUCUCUAUGCCAGGCAGCGAGAAUGGCUUAAUGUACAGUUUUAACCUUGGUCCAGCUCACAUCAUAUCCAUUUCAACAGAAUUUUACUAUUUCAUCAACUACGGUUUCAAGCAGAUUGCUUUACAAUACGACUGGCUUACACGCGACCUUGAAGAAGCCAAUGCUCCUGAGAACCGCACCGUCCGCCCCUGGAUAAUAACCAUGGGUCACCGUCCGAUGUAUUGUUCAAAUACGGACCAAGAUGACUGUACAAAAAAAGAUACGCUUACCCGCGUAGGAAUCUCGUUCUUCCAAUGGUUCGCGUUGGAGCCACUCUUUUACAAACACGGAGUCGACUUGGCCCUGUGGGCUCAUGAACAUUCAUACGAACGACUAUGGCCUAUAUAUAACCGUACGGUAAUGAAUGGAAGCUUGGAACACCCUUACACUAACCCUAAAGCUCCAGUUCACGUCACGACUGGAUCAGCGGGUUGCCGAGAAGAGCGUGACGAGUUUAUUUCCGAAUUACCAUAUUGGUCAGCCUUUCGCAGCAACGAUUAUGGAUAUUCUCGUUUAUUCAUCGCAAACAAGACUCAUCUGCAUUUGGAGCAGGUCUCAGAUGAUCAAAAUGGUCGUGUGAUUGACGAUUUCUGGAUCACGAAAGAUCAUGUUCGAGGUUACUUAGAUCACGAAUCAUAGGACAAUGGUAAACACUUCAUCUUAGCAUUCCGUUAUUAUUUAUCUCACUUUGACAGUGCAAUUAGAAAUGGGUCUAGAUUAACCAAAGCGUGUUGCUUUUUGCAUUCUCUUAUCCAAUCACUUUUGACGAUUUGUAUGUCUUUAUUUUUCGCCAGUACCUUUAAAAAAAUUUGAAAACAAAUAGUAAAAUGAAAUAUUUCUCAAA
This is a messenger RNA of Daphnia carinata, 1578 nucleotides long. Its product is annotated as acid phosphatase type 7-like. Gene Ontology annotation, molecular function: acid phosphatase activity; metal ion binding. The record is from RefSeq and is a predicted model, not a curated record. Lineage: Eukaryota; Metazoa; Arthropoda; Branchiopoda; Diplostraca; Daphniidae.